UGCUGUCAACCCGGGGGGAACGUCCAAAGGUGGGAGGAGACUCGUCCGGAUUGGAUUCUGCGGCGUACGCCGGCCGCGAAUCACUCCAACUAUUGAGCAGUAGUCGCUGUUGAUGAGCUGACCUAAAUCAGGUGGCAUUCCGCAAAAGCCGCAGUCGGCUGCCGUCCCUUGACCUCAACAAUGAGCUUCAAUCUACUGUGACCGUCCAUCCAUGCAUUUUCAACAGCGCUCAUCCCGGUUAGGGUCCCCAGCUGACUCCGGGCGAAAGGCGGUCUAGACCCCGAAGCGGUCGCCAAUCAGUCGCAGGGCACGUCUAGACACGGACGACCGUUCGCACUCGCAUUCGCAUUCGCGCCGCCCCUGAGCGGGAACUGAACCCACGCUGCCUGCACCAAAGCCAGGCGAGGGGACCGCUACCCCGUCGGCGACCUUACUGUGACCGGCACAGGUAUAUAAUACAAACUUGCUUGUCUUCUUCGGGUUCCGUAUUCCUACACAAUAGAUUUUUAUGAUCGUUCUCUUUCUCGCAUAAUCCUAUUGCCUCACGUGUCUCGUUAGAUACGCGUCUUGUUAUUUACACCGAAACGCUUAAACAAUGUUGUGCCAUGAAUGUUACAGUGCACGCUGGGAAUUAUGGGCAUUUAUUACAGUGCACGAGUUGUUCAUUUCUGUAAAUUCUAGUUAUUUACCACAUAUUAGACAGUAGAACUCGUGUGAAGUGAUUUUACAGUCAUUAAAUAUCGUUUCUACUGCAUCAUGGGAUUUUGUUUGCUGUCACGCACAUUGUGAACAGAGAGUUUGUUUGUAUUCAUUGUGGCGCCGGUGAAGGAAAACGGGAGCUUUUUAGGCUUGCACAAGAAGUAGGCCGACCCGAGCAAUCCCGAGGCAGUACACGCUUGUCGCUCGUACGUCACCAGGUAACGCUUCGCUUGGCCUAUAGCAGAACCGGCCAGGAUGGGACUAUCGCACACGACCCACAGUCAGGGUUUCGUGAAAACAAAGUGCAACAAGAAUGCAAUGCGACACGCACAACGCACUACGGGUAACAAACACACGUGAUUUGUGUUACGUUCAUCCUUAUCGUUCGCGAACAUUCCGAAUUAACGUCCUUUUUACGGGAACAGUUCAACAUUGCGCGGCACGGUGCGUGCCGGGAACCACCCAGUUCCGCAAUGGUGCUGCUUUCAAACUUAGCUUAGCAUUAGGAGGCCGCGCUCACGGUCGAAUCCAAUAUUUUAUUGUGAAAUAACGCAGUAAUAUGCUGAUUUCACAGCACUUUAGUGAAUUUGUACAAGUCUGCAUUAAAUCCUGCGAAAGUGAAAUUUCAAAUUGACACAGAGUAAGUGACUGUGUUUUUGUUUUUACAGUCAUUGGUCGUUUUAAAAAACGACAGUGACCCUGCAUGACCGAACCCAAAAUCUCGUGAUGCGGUGGAAACUACACUUCAUUACUGUUGAAUCACUUUGAAGGAUUGUACUGUCCGCUAUGCGGUGAACAACUGUACAAUUGACAGAAAUGAUUCUCCAAAACCUUUGUGUGCUCGAAAGGCCAUUUCCAGACGCUGAAAACAGAGCUCCGGGAUGUCCUUCGGCUCACGCUAUCUGCUUCCUCUCCUGCCACCGCGACACAGCUCAGAGGGUCCGCAAACUCUGCAUUGGGCCCCGCGCACAAUGGCGAAAAGGCUGAGGCAAGCACGCCAUUCAUCCCGCCUGCGGUGAUCCUAUUCCCUGCCUCGGUAUUAAUGAGCCCCUUAGCUAAGUUUACUGUCAGCCCUCGUUAGAGGAGGCUGGACAAGACAAGUGGAUAAUGAAAGAGAGUCGAUGCAUCGCACGCCUGACAGAAGUGACUCGACCGGAUCGACUGCAUCGACGGCCGCCGAAAGACGCAGAGGACAGAAAUACAGAAAUGACAAUCGGCUGCUGGAGCAACUCAUGCGUUGCAGCUGCAUCUUUGUCCUUGUUCGAACAUCCCGUUGGCUCUCGCGCGUCGACAUACAGUGCGUCUCGUGAACAAAAAGUACUGGCCCCUUUCUCAACUUCUUCUACUUUCGCUUACUUCCCCCACUUUCAUCUUUAAGAUCAAACAAAUAUAACCCAAGUGAACUGUUUCAAAAUGAUGAUUUCGUUCAUUAAGAAAAAAAAUAACUAUUCAAAGUUACCUGGCCCUGUGUGAAAAGUCACGACCGCCUUUGUUAAAUCACGAAUCGUGGAUAAUCCCAAUUUUGGGUUGGUCUACACUGAUCACACCCGAGCGAGCUGGAUGACCUGAGAAAUCACUUCGACGGAACCAAAUCGAGCCGGACAAAAGAUCUAAAAAAGAUCUACUUUUCCUCAACAAAAUGACCUUCUGCGCUUCAUUUACUCAGCCAAGACAUUAUUAUGGUCUUCAUUUGUUUUGGUCAUUACAGGGUUACAUACAAACGAAUAUUCAUCAUCGUAAUCGUUCCCAUGAAACCGCUUGGAGGGCUGGAGUAGGAUCGCAAAAGAGAACAAAUCCAGAUAAAGGCGUGAACCCGAGAUUUGAAAUGCGGCGCACGCGGGAGGCCCGACCUGCGAUGUUCCAAAUGAAACGGAAGUGGCAUUAUUAAAUAGAAGGAUUUUGCAUUCAAUUCUUCACUCACGUGUCCCCGACUGGGAAAUCGCGAGAAGUUAGGCACUCUCGAGCCGCUGCGCUUCAUUGAAUGAUUCGAUGGAGUUGUUAUGUCUUGUCUAUGUUUAAAGUCGCCUGCCAAGGGCCCACCAAUGCAAAUUAGCGGCAUGCAAAUUUGGACUGCUGUUCAUUGACGUGCAUUGUCCCUUUUAACUAAAUACUGUAAAUAGAGAAAUAAAUUGUCUCUUGCAAUUACCAAGAAGUGGAGUUUGAACGAGAUAAGGCUCAGUGCAUGUUUACAAAUAUGCAAAUGAGGCUCUUGUCUUGAGGACGGAGGCAAAUGAUGGGGAAUGAACCCUCACGGCGCAGGUGUGUUACUUGAGGUUAAAGGCCGGCCUCGGGAGGCGUUUCUGCCCCAUUCGGAGGGACUCGUUCACCAGCGACGCUCGCCCUUCGGAACAGCUUCCCGGCACCGAAUGGCCGUCUCGCCGGCUUCCGGCUUUGCGAGAUGGGUGGCGCCUCGGGUGACGGAAGGAGAACGCGAGGAGGGAGAGUCGGCCUGAGCAAAUGUCAACACGAGGAGCGAGAGCUGAUGCCUCUGGAGUUCGACGAGUUGCGAGAGGCCUUCAAGGAGUUUGACUACGACGCGGACGGCUUCAUACAUUACAAAGACAUCGCCGACUGCAUGAGGACCAUGGGCUACAUGCCGACCGAAAUGGAACUGAUCGAGAUCAUCCAGCAGAUCAAGAUGAGAUGUGGCCAAAACGCAUCCCAUCCGAACAGAUUCACGCGCGCUCAAAACGUCCUCGCCCGGUACGCCGCCCAGCUAGUCAGCGCGCUCUUCUGGCCUCGCGCAGGGGGCGGCCACGUGGACUUCGACGACUUCUGCCAGUUAAUGGGCCCCAGGAUGCUGGCGGAGACCGCUCACAUGCUCGGGCUCAAGGAGCUGCGCUGCGCCUUCAAACAGUUCGACUGCAACGGGGACGGUAAGAUCACGCCGGAGGAGCUGAAGGACGGCAUGAAGACCCUCCUCGGCGAGAAGCUGAAGAAGGGCGAGCUGGAGGAGAUCCUCGGUGACAUCGACCUAAACAAAGAUGGCCACAUCGACUUUGACGAGUUCGCGAUGAUGCUCUCUGCUCGGUGAGCUCCGACGGCCGAUGAGGACGGCGCCGCGACCUGCUUUCCUUCACUUUGUCCCGUGACACGCGUGUGCAUUAUUUGUGGUGUGUAGUAAAAGAGAAAUAGUCAGACAUUUUACGUUCGCAAUGGAGGGGAUUUAGUGCAAAGGGUGAGUUGUGACGACGCAUUUUCUGGAAGCGUCGAUGCCGCUCUGUCGCCCCCUCGUGGCUGCGGAGGGUACCGCGUUCGCGCAUACAGAGGGGCGACCUGUGGUUCCAGCGCUCUGUGGGAGCCACAAGCGAGUCACCAGCAAGUCUGCAGUCGUCACCUUCGAGUCUCGGGCGAGUCCCAAGUUCCUGUCCAGCCAAGUCGGAAGUAGGAAAUCAACUCACUCGCUCAAAACAGAUUGGGAGUGAGAAGCCAAUGUUUUUCCACUUAUUGGAGCAAAAUGUCCAUUUCAAAAUCAAAAUGCGUUCCAUGAACGACGUUUGAAAUCAAUGUAUGUAUACCAUUAUUAUUACCAUAUAAAAGAAUACGUUAUUUGUUUCCCCUAACGUUUACAUGAGUGUUACAGCUGCCAAUAUACCCAUUAUUUUCAAAUAUACUUUAUGUGCGAGUAAAGGGGUUUCAAACCAGUUUAAAACUA
Molecule: messenger RNA, 4354 nt
Organism: Phycodurus eques (leafy seadragon)
Lineage: Eukaryota; Metazoa; Chordata; Actinopteri; Syngnathiformes; Syngnathidae
Gene: cabp4
Product: calcium binding protein 4
Exons: 6
Coding region: 3098-3733 (211 amino acids)
Molecular function (GO): calcium ion binding
Source: RefSeq, a predicted model, not a curated record